GGUAUCUUGGUACCAUAUUGGAUAGUGUUUUCUUUGCUUUCGUGCAUUCAUUAAUUCUCAUAUCAGAACAGUAGCCAGUCAUAUACCGUGCAAAGAUAAAACAUCAUGUGGAUAAAUAACAACGCCAUGAAACUGCUUCUUCUUACCAGCCUCGUGUUCGUGGCGCAUGGAAGCUUGCUUCCGACACUUAAGCGCGCCGGUUCACACUGUGGGCCACAGACGUUGUUUACUGAAAACAACGGCCACCUACAAAGCCAUGAUUCUUACGUCUCCGGAGCCAACUAUUACGAAAAUAUGGAUUGCACAUGGGUUAUCGAGGCGCCAGCUGGGUUGAAGGUAGAGCUCGUUCCAGUUACCUUUCACCUGGAAAAUGAUAACGAUUGCGCCUAUGACUACAUAGAGCUGUUUGAUGGUAAUGGUAUAGGCUCUCCUUCCAUGGGCAAGUACUGCGGCGGCGUAUUCGCUCCAAUCUCUUCUACCGGAGAAUACCUCACUGUACGCUUUGUAACGGACGACAGCUACCACGAGUCAGGAUUUGAUUUAUUCUACAAUUUCACAUCAACCGUUAUUCACCAAUGUCACGUUAGCCAGUUCAAAUGCAGUAACGGUGACUGCAUUGACGCCUCUCUGCACUGCGAUAACAGCAGUGAUUGUUCGGACAAAAGUGAUGAAAAGGACUGUGGUGGAGUUAGCGGAGGAGGUUGCCAAGCUUACGAGUUCACCUGCACAAAUAAGCAAUGUGUGUCACGUGACUAUCUGUGCGACGGAGACGAUGACUGUACUGACAACUCAGACGAACUUCCGGAGACAUGCCACAUGAUCGCUCAGAACCUGCGGCUAUGUGGAGAGAAAACCAAGGCUGGAGCGUCUGGAACCCUCACCAGCCAAAACUACCCGAACGCUUAUCCAAACGACGUUCACUGCGUCUACCGAAUACAGGCGCCGCCCGGAACACACAACAUCCAUUUCUCGUUCGCCAGCUUGUUCAACGUGGAACCCGAUAACACGUGUGAUUACGACUGGGUUAAGGUCACGGGUGAUGCUGAUAAAUAUAACCAUGGACCCUUUUGUGGAAACUCUACCCCCGCUGCAUUCAGCGUACCCGGAGACCACGCCUUCGUAGCCUUCUUCACGGACGACUCUGACACUUUCCCUGGCUUCAGCCUCUCUUGGAAUUCUAACUAGAUGACUAGAGUCACUGAUUUAGUCCACUGGCAGACCCACAGGAAAAAAAACAACAACACUGUAUUGUUCUGUUUUGUUGACAUACACACAUAAAAAUAUUUUCAAUUA
Molecule: messenger RNA, 1293 nt
Organism: Mya arenaria
Lineage: Eukaryota; Metazoa; Mollusca; Bivalvia; Myida; Myidae
Product: bone morphogenetic protein 1-like
Exons: 10
Coding region: 106-1185 (359 amino acids)
Molecular function (GO): protein binding
Source: RefSeq, a predicted model, not a curated record